This is a messenger RNA of Scophthalmus maximus (turbot), 914 nucleotides long. Its product is annotated as DELTA-stichotoxin-Hmg2b. Gene Ontology annotation, molecular function: channel activity. Gene Ontology annotation, cellular component: pore complex. The coding region runs from base 338 to 832 and encodes 164 amino acids. Gene Ontology annotation, biological process: pore complex assembly; cytolysis in another organism; monoatomic cation transport. The record is from RefSeq and is a predicted model, not a curated record. NCBI's taxonomy places the organism in Eukaryota, Metazoa, Chordata, Actinopteri, Pleuronectiformes, Scophthalmidae. The transcript has 3 exons.
AACAAACAAAAAGAAAAAAGCGUCGGUCGAUGUAAUCAGUCUAAUCCAAUCCUGGCUCGGUGAUAAGGGCGAGGUCCGGGAACAGAGGUGAGCGGGGAGGCGCUGAUACGGGACAGGCGAUAGGGAGGGAGUCGACUGGUACCUACUAGUCUCGAUUGACUGAGUCAAUAAAAAGCCACCGUGUGAGCAGCUCCUGCACGAAGUGACUUCACCGACACAUCCUGCCUGAAACUCGGACCAACAACCUGUCAGCUCCAACGUCUGCCGCAGCAGAGUAUUAAAAAAAGAUUGUGUCUCGUCCAGGAAGCCACCUCACCGGACUCCACCGCUCAUCACGAUGCCUCAUCGCAACUGUACCGUGGAGAUCAACAACAACUCCAACUGCUACACUCUGUCCAACCCAAGGGUGUUCACUGAGAGCGGUCACUGCGAGGUCCCCCUGCCGCCCAUGGUUGGGCCCUGCUCCGCCGUCAACGGAAUGUUCAACAAGAGCACCGGCGCCGCAACCGGCGCCGUCGGCGUCUUCACCUACGACCUUUUCAACAGCGACCUUAACGACUACAGCCACGUCUUGGCCGUCAUGUUCUCCGUGCCCUACGACCGGACCCUCUACUCCAACUGGUUCGCCGUGGGCAUCUUCGACAGGGGAAACGACUGCAACUACAAUCUGUACGAUACCAUGUACAACGGAAAUGAAGACAGCUUCACGAGAGCAAAGGCUGACGGCUCCUGCAUUUCUUAUGAGGGCGAUUAUUGUAUUGUCAGUGCCUCCAUGUCAGACUCGGGCGAAGCGGUUCUGAGGGUGGACAUCACUGAUACUGGCAUGUACUGAAUCAAAAGAGAUAAAGAUCCAACUGUAGUACUGAAAGCCGUAUGAGAUAAUCUCAGUUUAAUAAAAAAUAUAAAAGCCCAAA